Molecule: messenger RNA, 1477 nt
Organism: Arachis ipaensis
Lineage: Eukaryota; Viridiplantae; Streptophyta; Magnoliopsida; Fabales; Fabaceae
Gene: UNG
Product: uracil dna glycosylase
Biological process (GO): base-excision repair; base-excision repair, AP site formation via deaminated base removal
Molecular function (GO): uracil DNA N-glycosylase activity
Source: RefSeq, a predicted model, not a curated record
CCGCUUACUACUUUCCCGCCAUCUACAGAGAGCGAGAGAUUCACCCGCCAUUUUCAUUUCCACUCUCAAUUCCAAAAACCAGACAUGUCUUCUUCUUCGGCCCCCUCCAAAACCCUAAUGGAUUUCUUCCAACCACCUUCCAAACGAAUCAAAACCACUCCCACUUCACUCUUAAUCCCCAACUCCAACGACGCCAGUGGCUCCUCCGCCUCACUCUCCGUUGACCAGAAAUCACGCGUCGAUUACAACAAGCACCUCGCAAAAUCCAAGCGCAACCUCAAAAUAUGCCUCGAUAAGGUCUCCAACUCCAAAGGUUUUGUGAAACUGGAGGAGCUGCUGGUAGAGGACACGUGGUUGGAAGCACUCUCUGGUGAGCUCCAGAAACCUUAUUCACUGAGCCUCUCAAAGUUUGUUGAAUCUGAGAUUUGCAAUAGCAACAUUGAUGCUGUGUAUCCGCCUUCUCACCUCAUCUUCAAUGCUCUUAACUCUACCCCUUUCGAUAGGGUUAAGGCCGUUAUCCUUGGACAGGACCCUUAUCAUGGACCUGGUCAAGCAAUGGGCCUUUCAUUCUCAGUCCCUGAGGGUGUGAAAGUUCCUUCCAGUUUGGUAAAUAUAUUUAAGGAACUCAAAGAAGAUCUUGGUUGUUCAGUUCCACGUCAUGGAAAUCUAGAAAAAUGGGCUGUACAGGGUGUUCUCUUACUUAAUACCGUACUCACAGUCAGGAAACAUCAAGCAAACUCUCAUGCAAAAAAGGGAUGGGAACAAUUUACUGAUGCUGUUAUCAAAACAAUCUCACAGAAAAGGGAAGGCGUUGUCUUUCUGUUGUGGGGCAACUCUGCUCGGGAGAAAUCUAGGUUAAUUGAUGCAACAAAACAUCAUAUACUUCAAGCUGCACAUCCUUCUGGUUUGUCUGCAAAUAGAGGCUUCUUUGGGUGCAGGCACUUCUCUCGCACAAACCAGCUUCUGGAGAAAAGGGGCAUAGAUCCCAUAGAUUGGCAACUAUAAUAUGUAGUGUUUGAACUUUGAAGCCCAAAGCUUUGUUCCUUUUCAUCAAAACCUUUUUGAAGUUUGGUUCAAGUUCUUGGGCCUUGUGUAAAGAUGAUUCUGUUUAUUCAAAGUCGAUCAUGACAGAAGAUGCUUUUUGUCGAUAGGUGUUGUCAGCUACGAGAUUCUGCAGUCCCGACAUAUAUAUAGUAUUUUAUCUUAUUCAUGGUCUCCCAUACUAAAUGGAUUUCUUGUGUUAUACAUGUUAUGCUAAAAUAUCAACGAAUGAUAUAUUUUUGGGGGAGAUUCUCAAAAGGACAUGCAACACUUAUUUUCUUCUAUAUUUGUUAUCAAAGCUCGCAAAUAUCCAGAGUAUAUUGAGUGUUGAACUUGCAUAAUAUUGUGUGUAGAAUAAGUGAAAGGACUAGCAAGUAAUUACUUGGAAAGCUGAUGAUUAUGGUUCUGUUAAGCAACGGUUUGCAUAUAUGCUUCA